Lathyrus sativus (Indian pea) is the source of this 342-nucleotide messenger RNA. Lineage: Eukaryota; Viridiplantae; Streptophyta; Magnoliopsida; Fabales; Fabaceae. The record is from the annotation of a GenBank genome assembly.
AUGACUUUGAAUAUUGAUUUGAAUGAACCUUUCAAUAAUUAUGAUGGUAUGUUGUCACUAAAAAAAAAUGAUGUAUUAACAAAAAACAAAAAUAGAGCACCAACACCCAUCAAUUUAAAUGUGCGUUUUUUCUUAGAAGAUGUUUUCGAUUUGAAUACGCGCCCUCCACAUAAAGAAGAGUCUCAAAAUGAGGUUGAUGAUGUCUUUACGUUUAAUAAUACGGAUAAUAAUGUUAAUGAUCUUUUUGAAGAUGAUGUUGGAAAUAUGUAUACAAACAAUGGAAGCAAUGGAGAAAAUGAAGAUAUUGAUUCAUUAAGUGAAGGUAAUUGUAUGUUAAUAUAA